UUUCUUUAUUUUGAUUUUUUAUUCUCUAUACAAUGGAAACUAGAGAACGUGGUGCUACAUGCGCCAGUUUCAUGCCGUCCACUUCCGUGCAGCUUGCGCGGGGCGGGCUUCUUACUCUUUACUCUUCUUGUCUUCUACGACACCUAAGUCCUUCGUGUCUUCUUCUGCUCAAAGAAUCACUCUUCUCGGCAUCACGUCCAGGGGUGUAUCCUCGGUGUCGGCUGCGCAGCAGGAGCCCACUGCGGUGGAUUGGAACGAAGCAGUUUUGUCCUCUGAGGUUGGUGAUGGUGGUGGUGGUGGUGGGACUUUAGAAGAAGACCCCAGAAGCUCUAUUCCUGUUCGUGCUUAUGUUUUCUCGACCAGAUUAUAUUUGUUCUCUCCUUUUAUUACUGACAUAAAUCGUGGGAUGGAGAAAACAGGAACGUUUACCAUGGAUAGCAAAAAGCUUUUUCAAAUAGUUGGAAAAGCAAACUCUAAUCUUGCUGAUGUGAUUCUUAAGCUUGGACUUUUUGAGAGACCAGACAUUGCUUGGAAAAAUGCCAAAUAUGCUCAAAUAUGGGAAUAUCUUAGAGAUGGAUUCGAAUUAACUCAAAGGUUUGCAAGUCUUGAUUUUAAGCUGAAGUUUGUGGAGCAUAACAUUCGGUUUCUUCAGGAAAUACUUCAAAAUGGGAAGUCAGAUUUUCUGGAGUGGUGUGUCAUUGUGUUGAUUAGUGCUGAAAUUUCUCUCCUUUUUUUGAGCUUAUUAAGAAGUCCUUAUGACAUUGACAAUAAAUGUUCUUCAUCCAAUCCAUGGGAUAGCUUCUUGGUGCCAUGCUUGUUCUUCAUAGAAGCCAUUCCUCAAGGCUGACAAAUCCGUUCUACUACAGUCAAAAUAUGGCGAAAACAUUUGGAUUGUUGCUUUUAAUGAGUUGUUCCUUCUACUUGCAUUUCUAUUAUAUUUCUCGUAGAUUAUUCAAUCAAACUUGUACUCAUUAACAAACUUCAGUAAAUUACAAGAUUGCUC
Molecule: messenger RNA, 1003 nt
Organism: Rubroshorea leprosula
Lineage: Eukaryota; Viridiplantae; Streptophyta; Magnoliopsida; Malvales; Dipterocarpaceae
Source: the annotation of a GenBank genome assembly